AUGUCGGGUACCAAUGCAUAUAUGGUUGCCAAUCUUCUGGAGAAGAUGAGCAACGAAGACAGAGACUUUCGUUAUAUGGCUGUGAAUGACUUGAUCAACGAGCUGCAAAAGGACACAUUUAGCUUGGAACCCAUGAUUGAAGGCAAAGUGGUUCGAGCCGUAUUGGCCCUAAUGGAUGAUAAGAAUAGCGAAGUGCAAAACUUGGCUGUCAAAUGUCUAGGACCACUUGUCAAACAAAUCAAGGAAGAACAAACGCUCGAUAUUAUUGACCGCCUAAGUGAUUUUGCUUCUCAACCUAAAAACGAAGAACUACGCGGUAUUGCCAGCAUUGGUUUAAAAUCCGUCAUAUUGGAAGUGAGCCCUCAUUCAGGCUAUGCCGUGUGCCAAAAGUUUGUUCCCAAACUCUUGCACAUGUUACAGCUGGCGGAUGCUUCCUACGAAAUGCAAAUCGAUACACUUGACAUUCUGGCGGAAAUCUUGUCCCGAUUCGGGUCUCAGAUGACGGCCGAUCAGCAAGCACGCGUUCAAUCCACGCUUCUGCCGUUGCUUGACCAUAAUCGCGCGGCUAUCCGAAAGCGGGCUACUACCGCGCUGGGCUACCUGGUCGUUCAUACAAACGAUGAGCUGUUCUCGGAUCUCUUUGCUUAUAUCUUGAAGAAACUCCAGACUACACGUGUUUCGACCGAAAAGUUACGAACAUUUGUUCAAUGCACCGGUGUUCUCAGCCGUUUCAGUGCUCCCCGUCUGGGCAAGCAUCUUUUGGAACUCAUGCCGAUCAUUGUCAAAGAAACAGCGGGUGAAGACGAUGAAUUGCGCGAAAUCUGCCUGCAGUCGCUCGAAUCUUUUGUGAUUCGCUGUCCUACUGAAAUCGGACCCUUUAUCGGCGAAAUCAUCUCUCUUGGCCUGCAAUAUCUUAAAUACGAUCCCAACUAUGCUUUAGAUGAGGACGAAGAGGGUGAUGAUGCAGAUGCAGAUGCUGAUAACGACGAGGAUAAAGCCAUGGAUGAAGAUAGCGAGGAUGAGGACGACGACGAGGAAUACGAAAACGUCCUUGACUACUCUGAUGAUGAUGAAGACAUGUCAUGGAAAGCUCGACGUGCUUCCGCCAAAUUGUUGGGGACAAUUAUCGAAACGCGAAUUGAUUUAUUACCAAAGCUGUAUCAGACCGUUGCGCCGGCGCUUAUUCAAAGGUUUAAAGAACAUGAAGAGUCUGUGCAAGUGGAUGUUUUGCAUACCUUUAUCGUCUUGCUUAAGCAGACGAGCUUUUAUGCUGGCGAUGAUACCGUGAAUCUGGCCAUGACGGAUGACCACGGUUUUGAAGUCGAUGUUUCCGGAUGCGGAGAAGAAAUGGCCAUCAAAUUUCCAAAACGUCAGACACCGCAACCCGACAACGCUGACAUGGAAACAAGCGAUAGUCCCAAAUAUCUUUUACGUACACUGGUGCCCAAACUGAGCCGUGCGCUUGCCAAGCAAUUGCGGGCCAAAUCCACACAGACACGUCAAACCGGAUUCCGUCUUUUGCGAGAAGUGGUAUACGUUCUGCAUGGGGGUUUGCAGGACCAAAUUGAGCAAUUUAUUCCUGCCAUUGAGACGUCUCUCUCCACGUCUUCGGCUGAUCAGCAUCACCUUGCUUUAUCGUCGAAUCUCAAGAUUGAAAUCCUCGCCUUCCUUCGCCUAUUCCUCCGUAAUCACAGUCCCAAGUCCUUGCAUCCAUAUCUCAAUCGCUUAUGCCCGGCAGUCAUUCAAACGAUUUCCGACAAAUUCUACAAGAUCACCUCGGAAUCGUUCCUGGUGUGUAUUGAACUUAUCAAAGUGAUUCGACCCAUUGUGUAUGACAGCAAAGCAGGCCAAUACGACAUUGAGCCAAUGAACAUGGAUUACAUGCCUUACAUCUCUGCCAUUUACGAUGCGACGAUCAAUGUGUUGAAUACAAGCGAUGCAGAUCAGGAAGUCAAAGAACGUUCCGUCAUGUGCUUAGCGGCCUUGCUGGCGCAAACAGGCGACGUGUUGGAAGCGAAGCAGCAUGAAGCAUGGAACAUGUUGUUGGAACGAUUGAGAAACGAAGUCACCCGAAUCAUCAGCGUACGAAGCUUGGCAAUUGUAUGCCAGAGUCCCGUGGCAGCUGGUAAAGAAUUGGAACGAUGCGUGUUGUCUGCCGUCGACGAUAUUGCUCUUUUGCUUCGAAAGAGCAAUCGAGCCUUGCGUAUCACCAGCUUGGAAUGUCUGACUAUUCUCAUCAAGAGAUUUGGAGAACAUAUUCCGAUGCAAAGCUAUGAUAUUCUCCUGCAAGAGCUGAAACCAUUAAUAUCGGAUGUGGAUCUGCAUUUGCUCCCGUUGGCGCUCACCACCAUCAAAGCGGUGAUUACGGUGCAACCCGGAACGAUUCAGCAAAUCAAGGCGUCGAUUUUGCCUUCGCUAUUCCAGCUUAUUCAAUCGCCGUUGCUUCAAGGAUCCGCUUUGGAAAGCCUUCUCAGUUUAUUGGCCUCGUUAGCCAAGGCCAGUCCCAAUGACUAUGACUUGCUUAUCAAAGGACUUGUGGAUCCAUUAUUAAACGUACAAACGACGGGUGUUUCUGCCGGCGGCGUAGCGGCUGUAGCGAACAAGCAAGCCGCCUCCGCAGUUGCGCAAUGCGUGGCUGUGUUGGCCGUGAAUAACAGUGAAACCAACCGUGAUCAAACCAUUCAGCACUUCCAGUCAUAUAUUGAGUCACCUGCUGUCAAUGAUUCCAUAAAAUAUCUCAGUCUUUUGACACUCGGUGAGAUAGGACGACGGGUCCAUUUGAAACAAGAUUUCCAUGAACAAAUCUUGAGCUUGUUCUCUGCGCAAUCGGAAGAAGUGAAAUUUGCAGCUGCGUUCGCUCUUGGCAAUGUGGCUGUGGGUAAUAUUGGCAAGUAUCUUCCACUCAUUGUUGGUCAAAUCCGAGAACAACCGAAGCGUCGCUAUUUAUUAUUGCAUGCUCUGAAAGAGGCAAGUGGAUGUCUAGAAGAAGAAGCGGCCUUGGGUAGUGCGUCGGAUGAAAUUUGGAAUCUGUUGCUCGAAGGCAGUGAAUCCGAUCAGGAAGAAGGCACACGUACCGUGGUUGCCGAAUGUUUGGGUAAAUUGGCAUUGACCAAUCCAAAGAAAUUCCUUCCACAACUGGAGGAACGUUUAUCUUCUCCUACUGCGCAUUCGCGAGCUACAGUGGCUACUGCCGUGAAAUAUGCCGUGGUUGAUCCGUCUCAGGAACAUGACGAUCUGCUGAGACCGAUCAUCGCCCGGUUCUUAAACUUGCUUCAGGAUCCGGACUUGAAUGUACGUCGACUGACCUUGCUCACCAUCAAUUCGGCUAUCCAUCGCAAACCCUACCUUGUGAGAAACGUCCUUCCUCAGCUGAUUCCUUUGCUGUAUGACGAGACCGUCAUCAAGGAGGAGCUUAUUCAUACGGUGGAAAUGGGACCAUUUAAACACAAAGUCGAUGACGGUUUGGAAGUGAGAAAGGCGGCUUAUGAGUGCAUGUAUGCGCUUUUGAGCACUUGCUUGGAAAAGAUUGACGUGUAUGAGUUUUUGAAUCGUGUGCGGGCGGGUUUGGACGAUCAGCACGAUAUCAAGAUGCUGACCAAUCUUACGUUGAUCCGCCUGAGCAAAAUGGCCCCUACGGCGGUCUCGCAGAAAUUGGAUGAUCUCGUCAUUCCAAUGAAGUCGACGCUCGAUUUCAAGAUGCGAAGCAAUGCUGUGAAGCAAGAAGUGGAGAAGAAUCAAGAACUGGUACGAGCCACACUUCGAUGCAUGGUGGCUCUGUCUGCGCUUACUGAUACUGGAGCUGCACCGACGUUUGACAGCUUUUUAAGAGAAGUGAAAAUGGGACCAUUGGCGGAGGAAUAUAAGCUCACAUUGGUGGAAGUGGAGAACCGGGAAAACCGAGCAGCUGACUAUAUGGAUCUCUCCUAG
Molecule: messenger RNA, 3927 nt
Organism: Radiomyces spectabilis
Lineage: Eukaryota; Fungi; Mucoromycota; Mucoromycetes; Mucorales; Radiomycetaceae
Product: armadillo-type protein
Exons: 20
Coding region: 1-3927 (1308 amino acids)
Biological process (GO): protein ubiquitination; SCF complex assembly
Cellular component (GO): nucleus
Source: RefSeq, a predicted model, not a curated record